Camelus dromedarius (Arabian camel) is the source of this 1300-nucleotide messenger RNA. It is a transcript of the gene PPA1, whose product is annotated as inorganic pyrophosphatase 1. Gene Ontology annotation, molecular function: magnesium ion binding; inorganic diphosphate phosphatase activity. The record is from RefSeq and is a predicted model, not a curated record. Bases 124 to 993 code for a protein of 289 amino acids. The transcript is spliced from 11 exons. Gene Ontology annotation, biological process: phosphate-containing compound metabolic process. Gene Ontology annotation, cellular component: extracellular exosome; cytoplasm. NCBI's taxonomy places the organism in Eukaryota, Metazoa, Chordata, Mammalia, Artiodactyla, Camelidae.
GCCGGCCCAGACCCUGCAGUGCGCAGGCGUGGAGCUUUCUCCUUGUCAGUCGGCGCCGCGUGGGAUCUUGUGGCUUUGUAGCAGCGGCGGAGGCAGCGGCGGCGGCGGCUGGUCUUCGGCACGAUGAGCGGCUUCAGCAGCGAGGAGCGCGCCGCGCCCUUCACCCUUGAGUACCGAGUCUUCCUCAAAAAUGAAAAAGGACAGUAUAUAUCUCCAUUUCAUGAUAUUCCAAUUUAUGCAGAUAAGGAUGUGUUCCACAUGGUAGUUGAAGUACCACGCUGGUCGAAUGCAAAAAUGGAGAUUGCUACAAAGGACCCUUUAAACCCAAUUAAACAAGAUGUGAAAAAAGGAAAACUCCGUUAUGUUGCAAAUUUGUUCCCUUAUAAAGGAUAUAUCUGGAACUAUGGUGCCAUCCCUCAGACUUGGGAAGACCCAGGACACAAUGACAAACACACUGGCUGUUGUGGUGACAAUGACCCAAUUGAUGUGUGUGAAAUUGGAAGCAAGGUAUGUGCAAGAGGAGAAAUAAUCAGGGUGAAAAUUCUCGGAAUAUUGGCUAUGAUUGAUGAAGGGGAAACCGACUGGAAAGUCAUUGCCAUUAAUGUGGAGGAUCCUGAUGCAGCCAAUUAUAACGAUAUUAAUGAUGUCAAGCGGCUGAAACCUGGCUACCUGGAAGCUACUGUGGACUGGUUUAGAAGGUACAAGGUUCCUGAUGGGAAACCUGAGAACCAGUUUGCUUUCAAUGCAGAAUUUAAAGAUAAGGACUUUGCAGUUGAUAUUAUUAAAAGCACUCAUGACUAUUGGAGAGCACUAGUGACUAAGAAAACUGAUGGAAAAGGAAUCAGUUGCAUGAAUACCACUGUGUCUGAGAGCCCCUUCCAGUGUGACCCUGAUGCUGCCAAAGCCAUUGUGGAUUCUUUACCACCACCAUGUGAAUCUGCCUGCACAAUACCAACAGAUGUGGAUAAGUGGUUCCAUCACCAGAAAAACUAAGGGAAUUUCUCUGGAAUACAAGCUGAUAUUGCUGCAUCUUAUUUGUCUGAAAGCAUUAGAUGUAAAAGUAGUAGCUUUAAAUUUAUAGAACUAAUCUAAUUAAAUUCUUCUGUGACCAAUCCAAUAUAGUCAUAAUGUUACCCAUCUAAAAACAUUUUUCAUAUCUUAAGUAAGAAGACUUUUAGUACAUGCUUAAAUAUCAAGGCAAUUGUAGUUUGGAAGUCAUCUGUGAAUAAAUGUGCAAGAUAAUUACAUAUUGGAUGUAUAUGUUUGCCAUGUGUUAGUAAAUAAAACUAUUUUGCUGAAA